AUGCACACAUUUCCCUCACCUACUGCUUUUCUGCCUACUAAGCAGUCUGGAAGUAUGCGAUUUGGAUGAAGCCAAUGUAAAAUCGAGUAGUGUAUUCCAGCUUUAGACUUUCUGAUCACGUGAUUCGAGGCACCAUUUGAAAAGUGAAAGUAAAUUUGAUCUGCCGCCAUUUCACAAACAUGAGCGUCCGUCAUGGAAAUAUCUAUUUGUGUGUUAAUUUAUAGCUAAAAGGACAUAAUCGUUUGGUUUAAUUUAACAUUUGAUGAUGCACCGAGCACGCUGUGUUUUAUUGACAGGACUGCUGAUGAUCGCCGAAGGUUUGAUUGUAAAAGGUCCGUCUGGUCCUGUGGUUGCUCCUCUGGGAUCUUCAGUGGUUCUUCUCUGUUCUGUUGAUGAAUCUUUACCAAUAAAGGAUCUGGAGGUGGAGUGGAAGAGAACACACUCAGAGACUUUAGUUCAUCUGUAUCAGGACGGAGAGAGUCGAGCAGAAGCCCAGCAGCAGGAUUAUCAGGACAGAGCUCAUUUCUUCACUGAUCAGAUUCAACAUGGAAACUUCUCUCUCCGUCUGGAUGAUCUGAGAUCUGAAGAUGAGGGACAGUACACAUGUACAGUUCACGGUCAGCGGGAGUCUGGAGAAACUAUGGUUGAAAUAAAGGUUGAUGUUGAGCGCUUGAGAGUGUCAGGAUCGAGUCGCUCUGUAUCAGUGUCUGUGGGUGAAGACGUCACUCUGAACUGCUUUGUUGACUCUAACAUCACACUUCAAGACAUUGAAGAGGUUUCAUGGAGGAAAACAGAUGAAGAUAUUAUGGUUCUGCUCUACCAAGAGCAUACGGCUUUACCAGAGGCAUCAAACGAGCGAUACAGAGACAGGGUUGAGUUCUUCAGUGAUGAAAUCUCCAAAUUAAACUUUCUCAGACUGAAGAGCGUCAGAACUGAAGAUAAAGGAGUUUAUAUGUGUGAGGUGUUAGCUGGAGAACUUUCAGGGGAUACUACUGUAGAACUGGAGAGACUGGGUUUCUCAGCUUUACACAUACUGGUGUUGAUUCUCUGUGUUUCUGCGUCUGGGUCUGCUCUUCUGCUCGUCUGCCUCAUCUACUGCAGAUCAUCUACUAAAGAACCAGUCUUCCGUCUUCAGAUGUUUCUGGUCUUCUGUCCAAAUGUCCUGAUGUUUCUGGCGUUUGUUUUCUGGGCUGUUUCUGAAGGAUCUCUGUUUGAGUCCGUCUCUUGUUGUUCUCUUUAUUUUCUGAGACCUCUCACGCUGCUCUGGACGGCUCCGUAUGUUCAUGACUUCCCAGGCAACAUUAAAUCAUUUAUCCAAAAUUUCAGUUAUGAGGCGGAAUAUGUGUUUUUCUCAGCUGUUUUUUAUUCAGUUCUCUUUAAAUCUGCUUUGGACAAAAGUCUGAACUACUCUGGAUUUGAAGGAGUCGUGAUCAUAGUCUUCUUUGUGCUUGUUCUUCUGUUCAACCUCUUCUUUAUUAUUUUCUUGUUUUUGAGAUUGUUUGGUAAAGUAAGUGAACGGAUCUGGACUAUAUUCAAUGUUCUGGCUGUAAUCAGCUUCGAUGUCCUUCCUUCUCUACAAUUCAUCCUCCUGUUCUUCAGCUUUGGAUCCAGAGGAGGUUUCUUGAUCGUGGCAGUUUUACCAGUGUUUCUCACGGUCAGCAGAUACAACUGGGACGUUGUCUGUGGUCAAAAGAUGGGCUGUUCACCUGCGGUCAGGAGAUCCGUGUAUUUAACUCUCAUGAUCCUGAUCAAUGCUCUACUCAUCUACUUCUACAUCACAGCUCUGGAGAACCAGAACGAUGUUGUUGGAUGGAGCUGCAUGCUUGUGUUUCUUCAGUUUCUCUGGACCCUGGUCAACUUCAGGCGCUCAUUUUAUUCAUCAUUCGCUCUUCCCCGUGUGACUGUGGUGUAUGUGGUCGGAUCAGUCGGUGUAGUUUUACUCAACUCUGUUGCUCUGAUGACUGAAGUGAUCCUGAAAACAGUUAAUGGUGAAGGAUUGACGGGAGACAUGAGGAUCUCAGUCUUCUCCACCGAGUUCAUCUUCACUUUAAUUCUCCUGGUUUUAAUGGUGUUUGAACCCUGGAUCAAACCCUGUCUGGAUUCGUGUCAGAAAUCAGUGAAGUCUUGUCAAGCAGAGGCGCUGGAUCACAGAGUCAGGAAUCUGAGCAGAACCCAGCAGCGGGUUGCGAUGAAGCUCCAGCCGCUGGAUCAGACCAGAAGCAGAUCACGGCAGAAUCACACGAGAUGAAUCCUCUACUGAACGAACAAACCCAGGAGAACCACAGGAGCGACGCGGCGGAGGAGACCGAGCCGAACUCAGUGAUUACACAAACAUAACCUGCAGACGGAGACAAGCUCUUCACUGUGAUGAACACCUCAGUCUCCUUAUUCAUAUGCUGGCUUGGAUUUGUAAAUAGCUGUAGAUUCAAUUCAAUUCAAACUUUAUUUGUCCCAAUGUAUGUAUAUAGAUGUUUAAAUGCCGUAAAUUCAUGUAAUAGCUUUUAUAACUAACUCUAACUGUAAACCGGCUUCAGCCGUCCAGAUAACAUGGAGUCCUUCAGGAUCAGAGCGCUAUGAUGUUAACAUCUGUGGACUGAUGUUUGAGUCUCGAGCUCACAGUGAAGAAGCGUCUCCAAAUCAAUCA
This is a messenger RNA of Puntigrus tetrazona (Sumatra barb), 2644 nucleotides long. RefSeq lists its product as uncharacterized. Gene Ontology annotation, cellular component: external side of plasma membrane. The record is from RefSeq and is a predicted model, not a curated record. NCBI's taxonomy places the organism in Eukaryota, Metazoa, Chordata, Actinopteri, Cypriniformes, Cyprinidae. Gene Ontology annotation, biological process: negative regulation of T cell proliferation; immune response; cell surface receptor signaling pathway.